UUCCUGUCGCAGGCUCCAGCACCAUGACAGUUUCAUACACCCUCAAAGUGGCAGAGGCACGCUUUGGAGGCUUCUCCAGCCUGCUCCUUCGCUGGAGGGGCAGCAUCUACAAGCUUCUCUACAAAGAGUUCCUGGUCUUUGUGGCCCUGUAUGCCAUGCUCAGCAUCACAUACCGGUUACUGCUGACCCAGGAGCAGAGGCACGUGUAUGCCCAGGUGGCUCGAUACUGCAACCGUUCUGCCGACCUCAUCCCCUUGUCCUUUGUACUGGGUUUCUAUGUGUCUUUGGUGGUCAACCGCUGGUGGUCUCAGUAUACAAGCAUCCCGUUGCCAGACCAGCUGAUGUGCGUCAUCUCGGCCAGCGUGCACGGCGUGGACCAGCGUGGCCGCCUGCUACGCCGCACUCUCAUCCGGUAUGCCAACCUGGCGUCGGUGCUGGUGCUGCGCUCGGUGAGCACUCGCGUGCUCAAGCGCUUCCCCACCAUGGAGCACGUGGUGGACGCAGGUUUCAUGUCACAGGAGGAGAGGAAAAAGUUUGAGAGCUUGAAAUCUGACUUCAACAAAUACUGGGUCCCCUGCGUCUGGUUCACUAAUCUGGCGGCCCAGGCCCGCAGGGAUGGGCGAAUCCGUGACGACAUUGCUCUCUGUCUCCUUCUGGAAGAGCUGAACAAGUACCGUGCCAAGUGCAGUAUGCUGUUCCACUAUGACUGGAUUAGCAUCCCCCUCGUCUACACCCAAGUGGUGACCAUAGCUGUAUACUCCUUCUUUGCCCUUUCCCUGGUUGGACGCCAGUUUGUUGAGUCUGACGCAGGGGCUGUCAAACCUCAAGAACUUGAGCCAGCCCUGGGGGACCUGGACAUGUACGUUCCUCUCACCACAUUGCUGCAAUUCUUCUUCUACGCUGGCUGGCUCAAGGUGGCUGAACAGAUCAUCAACCCCUUCGGUGAAGAUGAUGAUGACUUUGAGACUAAUCAGCUCAUAGACAGGAACUUGCAGGUGUCCCUGCUAUCCGUGGAUGACAUGUACCAGAAUCUGCCCCCCGCUGAGAAGGACCCAUACUGGGAUGAGGACCAGCCGCAGCCGCCCUACACUGUGGCCACAGCGGCUGAUUCACUGCGGCCUUCCUUUCUGGGCUCCACCUUCAACCUGCGCAUGAGCGACGACCUCGAGCAGAGCGUGCAGGUGGAGGCGUCCCCGAGGUUGGCUCCGCCCGUGGCCGCCGCGCAGACCCCGCUACUUGGUCGCUUCCUGGGCGCAGGUGCGCCCUCACCCGCCAUCAGUCUCCGGAACUUCGGCCGCGCGCGCGGUGCUCCCCGGACCCCACAUCUGCUGCGUUUCCGGGCCGAGGACGGCGGCGACCCCGAGGCUGCGGGCCGCAUUGAAGAGGAGGAGGUGGUAGCCUCCGAAGACGAGGUCCUGGAGUCCUGAGGCUCUGGUCUGUC
Molecule: messenger RNA, 1441 nt
Organism: Castor canadensis (American beaver)
Lineage: Eukaryota; Metazoa; Chordata; Mammalia; Rodentia; Castoridae
Gene: Best4
Product: bestrophin 4
Molecular function (GO): chloride channel activity
Source: RefSeq, a predicted model, not a curated record